AUGAAUGGCUGUAUCUGUAAAGUUCAUCAUCAGCUAUAUACUUGCAACGAUUUAAUACUUAAACAUGGAACAGCAUUGCAACGUUCUCUUUCAGAAUUAGAACAAUUAGAAAACUUUACAGAUACAGCUGGAAAAUUUAAAGCAGUAAAUGAAAGAGCCACACUUUUUCGAAUAACUUCAAAUGCUAUGAUUAAUGCUUGCAAUGAAUAUUUACAAUUAGCUCAAACACAAGGAAGAAAAUGGCAAAAAAUGUUGCAACAUGAACAUGAACAACGUUUAAGGUUAGAGGACAUGGUAGAACAACUUGCUAAACAACAUUCACAUUUAGAAAGAGCUGCGAAGGAAGCAGCUGCUACUUCAGGUGUAAAUUCUCCAGAAGAUGAUGAAGAGUAUGAAAUGAUGCCUGCUCAACCUGAUAAAAAUGAACUGCAAACUGUUCUGAAAGUUUUAAGUACUAAAUUGGAAGACCUUAAUACUUGCAACGAUUUAAUACUUAAACAUGGAACAGCAUUGCAACGUUCUCUUUCAGAAUUAGAACAAUUAGAAAACUUUACAGAUACAGCUGGAAAAUUUAAAGCAGUAAAUGAAAGAGCCACACUUUUUCGAAUAACUUCAAAUGCUAUGAUUAAUGCUUGCAAUGAAUAUUUACAAUUAGCUCAAACACAAGGAAGAAAAUGGCAAAAAAUGUUGCAACAUGAACAUGAACAACGUUUAAGGUUAGAGGACAUGGUAGAACAACUUGCUAAACAACAUUCACAUUUAGAAAGAGCUGCGAAGGAAGCAGCUGCUACUUCAGGUGUAAAUUCUCCAGAAGAUGAUGAAGAGUAUGAAAUGAUGCCUGCUCAACCUGAUAAAAAUGAACUGCAAACUGUUCUGAAAGUUUUAAGUACUAAAUUGGAAGACCUUAAUACUUGCAACGAUUUAAUACUUAAACAUGGAACAGCAUUGCAACGUUCUCUUUCAGAAUUAGAACAAUUAGAAAAUGAUAGAAUUUCAAAAUCAUAA
Molecule: messenger RNA, 1005 nt
Organism: Centruroides sculpturatus (bark scorpion)
Lineage: Eukaryota; Metazoa; Arthropoda; Arachnida; Scorpiones; Buthidae
Product: oxysterol-binding protein 2-like
Exons: 2
Coding region: 1-1005 (334 amino acids)
Source: RefSeq, a predicted model, not a curated record